CUUUCUGUUUUUCUUUUUCCUCUCUCUUUUCUUUUGGUUCUUUUGUUUCGCUUUGCUUUGUUUUUUUGGUUGUUUUAAAUUCCUUACGGUGUUGGAACAAGAGAGCGGUGGAGUCUCAGAAGCGUCGGCAGUCACCCAGACUGCUGAGGACAGUGGGUUAAGAGAAAGAAGAAGAAGCUCGCCUGGGGCAUCAUAUACCCUGCUAUUCAGUUUCCUGCCUCGGAGAUAAAGCUCCCAGCUACAUGGGCAAACGCCUGGAUCAGCCACAAAUGUACCCUCAGUACACGUACUACUGUCCUCAGUACCUCCAAACCAAGCAGUCCUAUGCACCAGCUCCCCACCCCAUGGCUCCUCCCAGCCCCAGCACAAACAGCAGCAGCAACAGCAGCGGGGAACAGUUGAGUAAAACAAACCUGUACAUCCGAGGCCUUCCACCAGGCACCACUGACCAGGACCUCAUCAAGCUAUGUCAACCGUAUGGAAAAAUCGUAUCCACGAAGGCAAUUCUUGACAAGAAUACGAAUCAAUGCAAAGGUUAUGGUUUUGUAGAUUUUGAUAGUCCUGCAGCGGCACAGAAAGCAGUAGCAUCCUUGAAGGCAAAUGGCGUGCAAGCACAGAUGGCCAAGCAACAAGAACAAGACCCUACAAAUCUGUACAUCUCAAACCUCCCCAUCUCCAUGGAUGAGCAGGAGCUGGAGAAUAUGCUAAAGCCGUUUGGACACGUGAUAUCCACCAGAAUCCUGAGAGAUGCUAACGGAGUCAGCAGAGGCGUUGGCUUUGCCAGAAUGGAGUCUACGGAGAAAUGUGAAGUGGUAAUUCAGCAUUUUAACGGGAAGUAUCUGAAAACACCACCAGGCAUCCCAGCCCCCAGUGAGCCUUUACUGUGCAAAUUCGCUGAUGGAGGACAAAAGAAGAGACAGAAUCAGAGCAAGUACACCCAGAAUGGGAGGCCAUGGCCCAGAGAAGGAGAGGCCGGCAUGGCUCUGACUUAUGACCCCACAGCUGCCAUACAGAAUGGAUUUUAUUCUUCACCGUACAGUCUUGCAACCAACCGCAUGAUUCCACAGACAUCUAUCACGCCAUUCAUUGCCGCCUCCCCUGUCUCCACAUACCAGGUCCAGAGUACUUCAUGGACGCCUCAUCUGCCAUACAUUAUGCAACCAACAGGUGCUGUGAUCACACCCACCAUGGACCACCCCAUGUCAAUGCAGCCAACGAACAUCGUGGGCCCGCUGACACAGCAGAUGAACCACCUUUCCCUGGGGACAGCAGGAACGAUUCAAUCCCAAGACAGAAUUAUGGUACUUCACCAGCUGUUGUGUCAGUAUAUGACUGCUGCACCUAUGCAAGGGACCUACAUUCCCCAGUACACGCCUGUGCCUCCGACAGCUGUUUCUAUUGAAGGUGUUGUUGCUGAUGCCUCUCCCCAGACGGUGGCCCCCUCAUCCCAGGACAGCAGUGGUCAGCAGCAACAGUUAGCAGUGGACACACCCAGUGAACACGCACCUGCAUACUCCUUCCAGCAGUCCAAACCAUAGACGGAAGUGAGGAUGCCCACCUGAACCUUUUCCUUCAAUGAAGAAACUUCACUAAGCGAGAACUUUGUUGGCCUCCAGUUUGCACAGGCGCCGAGGGAAAGCUUUCUUCUUUUUUUAUUUUAAUUUUUUUUAAUUUUAUACUUUACUCAAAGAAAACAAAGUUUUUAUGUGCUGUGCGAAUGGUUCCUUUGUGUGGUCUGACAUUUACUUUUGUCUUUUUUUUUUUU
Messenger RNA from Acomys russatus (golden spiny mouse), 1765 nucleotides. It is a transcript of the gene Rbms3, whose product is annotated as RNA binding motif single stranded interacting protein 3. The transcript has 15 exons. Bases 243 to 1538 code for a protein of 431 amino acids. Gene Ontology annotation, cellular component: nucleus; ribonucleoprotein complex; cytosol. Lineage: Eukaryota; Metazoa; Chordata; Mammalia; Rodentia; Muridae. The record is from RefSeq and is a predicted model, not a curated record. Gene Ontology annotation, molecular function: mRNA 3'-UTR binding; poly(U) RNA binding; poly(A) binding.